UUGUUAUUUUAGCCUGAGUCGAGGCGCGUUGUAUUUUGCUAAAUUGUAACUUGCUUUCAUGUUUUCUAUUGAAAUUGGAUACAAUUUCAAUAAUAAGUGCUUGAAAAGAAAUGGUGACCUAAACAAUUUCUGUCUAAAUGGAAAUCUGUUAAAAAACCAACAAAAGUUUUGGUUAUUUUUGUAUUUUCAAACCAACAUUACCAGUUAUCAACAAAAUGGAAGGCAAGAAAAUAUCUUUCGGCUUUAUGAAAACGAAAAAGCAAGAUAAACCAAUAACUACUGAAAAGAAGGAGUACAUUGAAUGCGUCGAAGAACAUGCAAUCAAAGUUGUUGGAGGGGAAGUAACAGAGGAAGUUAAACCAUUGAUAAUACCCAUGAAACCGAAUACCCUCAUAACGGCAGAAAAACUUAAGGAAAUAGCUGAAAAAGCUGAAAAUUUUGAAGAACCAGUAAUCAAAGUGGAAAAAGAGGAAGAAAUGGUGCCGGAGAAUGAAACCCUAGAUCAGAUGGCUGUUAGAGAGUUAAUGGAUGAAGCAAAGAAAAUUAAGAAAGAAGUUGAAUCAGAAAAAUUGGUUGUACCGAUUAAUUCGAAACCAAUAUUUGAGGGACAAGCAGAGGCAACACUUGACGACUAUGACUCAGUACCUAUACAAGAAUUUGGGUUAGCAAUGCUACGGGGAAUGGGCUGGACACCAGGUAAAGAAUCAAAAUAUAAGCAACCACAACUGCGUCCUAAAGGCCUCGGCCUGGGCGCCGACAAACUCAUCAAAGAGAAGGAAAAAAGCAAAUCCUCCAAGGACAAGGAAGAGGAAUUGUCUAUAGUCAAAAAUUCCUUUGUAAAGAUUACUGCUGGAAAAUACAAUGGAUUUUAUGGCAAGGUUAUAAGCUUAGAUGAAGACAACGGCCGAGUCAUGGUUGACAUCACAGUGAAGAAGGCAACCGUCAGUGUCAACGAGUUCAUGCUGCAAGCGGUCACUAAGUCAGAGUUUGACAAGCAGUCCAAAGUUAUAAACUCUGAGUCGUAUGAAGAAUAUAAAAAGAAAGAAAUGCUCAAAACGUCCAAACCUUACAAUUCAACAAAGACGGAAGAGUCCAGAAAAGAAGGAACAUCAAGUAACAAGCACAGCAAAACUCGAGAAAAAGAAUAUACAGAAAAACGAGAUGACAGACGUAAAUUAGAAGAAUCAAAAAAAGAAGGAACGUCUAGUAACAAGAACAACGAAACUCGAGAAAGAGAAUAUACAGAAAAACAAGAUGACAGAUGGAAAACAGAAGAAUCAAGAAAAGAAGGAUCAUCCAGUAAAAUGCACAGCAAAACUCAAGAAAAAGAAUAUUCAGAAAAACGAGAUGACAGACGUACAAAAGUUGAAAAGUACUCAAACGGAAAUGGAAACAGAGAAGAGAGAUAUAGGAAAGAAUCUUCUAGCAGCGAGGAAGAACGAAGUCGACACAGAAAGAGGAAUAAAAAGAAAUACAGCAGUAAUGAAUCGUUGAGCUCAGAAUCUGACCAUAGACACAAAUCGAUUGACAGAAGAAGACACAGCAGUAGCGACUCUUCAGACACGAGUAGUCGUAGAAAAGAGAAAAGCCACAGAAGUAAGUCUUCCAAAGAAAAGAGAGAUAUAGACAAAAAGAGAAAAGGGAAGAAGAAAAAAAGAGACAGAGAUCGCUCACCUAAUUAUAAGAAAUAUAGAAAAUAAUCUUGAUGACAUUUAUUAAAAUAAUUUGUAAAAUAAAUAAUUGUUUACAAUA
Bicyclus anynana (squinting bush brown) is the source of this 1752-nucleotide messenger RNA. Its product is annotated as G-patch domain and KOW motifs-containing protein. Gene Ontology annotation, biological process: mRNA splicing, via spliceosome. Gene Ontology annotation, cellular component: spliceosomal complex. NCBI's taxonomy places the organism in Eukaryota, Metazoa, Arthropoda, Insecta, Lepidoptera, Nymphalidae. The record is from RefSeq and is a predicted model, not a curated record. The transcript is spliced from 6 exons. The coding region runs from base 216 to 1700 and encodes 494 amino acids.